AUGUGGUUUAUUUGGAAGGAAAGAUGUAACAGAGUUUUUGAAAACAAAUCUACAACAGUCAAGAAUCUAGCUAUGGAAAUACAAGGACAUGUAGCUUUUUGGGCACAGAGAAGUAACCUUCAGAAUAAAGCCAAAAAACUAAAGAAGAAAACUCUGAAACCUUUGUGGCAGGCACCAUCAAAAGACACUCUUAAGAUUAAUGUAGAUGCGGCAUGGAUUUCUGACAGUUUACCUUCCAGUUAUGCUUUAAUUCUAAGGGAUGAUACAGGAAUUUCAGGAGGAGGGAAAGCGAGACAAUCAGCAACAGCAGACCCACAAGAAUCGGAGGCUUUAGGAGUAAUGCAGGCAGCUAUUUGGGCGUAUGAAAAAGGUUUGGAAAAGUUCAACAUAGAAGGAGAUUGCAAAAGUAUUUUCAAGUACUUACAAGGAAAGGCAGCUGACAUAUCCUGGUGCUCAAGGGAUUAUCUUGAUGAAGCAAACAGACUAGCACAUCUAUGCAACAAUUUUUUGGGUUUUUACUUUGUUCCAAGAUUAGGAAAUGGAGUGGCAGAUACUUUAGCAAAAUUUGUAAGACCUUUAAACACUACUGUCACCUGGGAAACCACACCCCCAACUUGUAUUAUUAAACAAAUAUUAGUAGAUAAAUCUAAUAUCAUAGAAUCCUCAUGUGGAUUGAUAUUAGAUGGCUCUACUCCUUUUGUUCCUUGUAUCCCUUUGGGACCUUAG
Papaver somniferum (opium poppy) is the source of this 726-nucleotide messenger RNA. RefSeq lists its product as uncharacterized. The record is from RefSeq and is a predicted model, not a curated record. Gene Ontology annotation, molecular function: RNA-DNA hybrid ribonuclease activity; nucleic acid binding. The transcript has a single exon. NCBI's taxonomy places the organism in Eukaryota, Viridiplantae, Streptophyta, Magnoliopsida, Ranunculales, Papaveraceae. The coding region runs from base 1 to 726 and encodes 241 amino acids.